Messenger RNA from Saccostrea echinata, 1350 nucleotides. RefSeq lists its product as uncharacterized. Lineage: Eukaryota; Metazoa; Mollusca; Bivalvia; Ostreida; Ostreidae. The record is from RefSeq and is a predicted model, not a curated record. Bases 39 to 911 code for a protein of 290 amino acids. The transcript has 6 exons.
AUGGAAAGUUUAUAUUUCACAAUAUUUCAUCCACAUGGAUGGAAGCUAGUGAAUAUUGUUCUAAAGAAGACAUGAUUCUCGCUAAUAUAAACAGCAGUACAAUGCCUGGGAAACACAAUAUAUACAAUAAUUACUGGAUUGGAUUAAGACAGUCGUACAUUUAUCAAGCAGAUAUGGAAUCGGGGCUUUGUUCAUUUAUCGAAAAAUAUAAUUCAGGUGGUGAUCUAAGUUAUUCCAAAGAAGAUUGCUCAAGUAAAAAUCCAUACCUUUGUGUAGAAGAUCUUACGUCGAAGGAAUCAUCUAUAAAAACCGUUCAAAAUAUAAAAUACCAGAUGGAAGUCAACAGUUGGACAGCAGUGCAUGCUCAAGAACAUGGAAAUGCCUUGAAUGAAAGUGGGUCAGGUGUCCUCGCUGGUGUAAUUGUUGGGAUUAUCGGGACAGUCGCUCUGGUGCUGUUCACUGUCAUAUGUUUGUUUUUCAGGUUUAGAAAUAAAAAUCCCAGAUCCAAAUAUCAAACACCAACAAUCACAUUCUCCAGCACUCCAAGGCGUGAUAGUAAACUCUCACAGGACAAGUCAGUGAAAUCUACCCCCAUGAAACCCUUAAGGAGGUCAAAGAAAUCGAACCCAGGAUCUUUGACAGGAGGUACAGCUUAUGAAAAUAUUGUACUUACAUUAGAAGAUCCUGCAACGAUUUCCCGAGUUGUAAGUUCAUCCUCAACAGCACAAAAACAAGACAUGGAAGAUGUCGAAAAUAGUUAUGACGUCAUGGGUGCAUUCAACACAAACAGUAACCCGGAGGGUACUAGUCAGAGCGUCUACGGAUUUAGUGCUCCAGAUAAUGAAUAUGACGUCAUGGACAGGGGUACCAGACGUACUGUAGAAGUGAAUCCUGACUACGAUCACAUGUGACGAAAAAUUUGUGUUUGAGAGAUCACUUUAAUUGUAUUGUUAUUAAUUUAAAUUUUUUAUGAUAUGUUUAUGUUUACUUUUUUAUUGUACAUAUACAUGUACAGUACAUUUCAUUUUCAAAGGGGCAUGAAUUAUUUGCUGUGAGGGAUGCAUGCAACCUAAAAAAAAUAUAAAAUCAUUAAGAAUUCAUCAGUCAUUUUGAGAUAAAAUAUUUUUAAUUUUUUAUAUUUAUGUGUGUGUGCGUGUGUUUUUGAGGGUGUAAAAGUGAUCUGAGGCUUCCUAAUACUAUAGAAGAAAUUGGUAAUAAAAUGUGCAUCAUUAUGAUCUCGACCUUUGUAAUAAAAAAUAUUGUUGCCCAAGAAGACCAUUUUUUACUCAAAAUUUUACAACUAGUGCAUGAUGGUUUACCAAAGCUAGAAAUACCAUGUUAAAAAAAGUU